This is a messenger RNA of Spodoptera exigua (beet armyworm), 357 nucleotides long. The record is from the annotation of a GenBank genome assembly. NCBI's taxonomy places the organism in Eukaryota, Metazoa, Arthropoda, Insecta, Lepidoptera, Noctuidae.
AUGAAAUACAAAAGAGCUGCGACUCCCGCCAGCACCGUAUCUUCAUACUCUUAUUGCUCAUCGGACACCGAAUACUCUUCGAUGACACACAGUCAUACGUACAACAAAAUCAAGUCAGGGCUUCGCAGGUCGAAUCCCGCAGCAAUAGUUCUGUGGGCCUUCCACAGCCUCCCAUCAAAGAACGGCUUGACCUCCAGAAGAGUGAUAGGCUUCCUGAAGAAACACUACAGAGCUGUUGACGAUCCAAAAAGGACAGGAAAGUCUAUUGGAACCAUCAUGAGGUGCGCUGUUGACUUCGGCCUCUUACAAAAACGAGGAAAUAGAUAUUACCUGGCUAAGAGCUCUUCAAAACGUUAA